AUGCAGGCAUUGUGGCCUUACCAUACCUAUCGACCGGUCACCUGGGAUCGUUACUACGUGAACGAGCAUCAUGAAAAACAUCCAUCGGUCAGCAGUGGAGUGGCGGCUGGCGUCACAAUAGGCAUCUUCUUCAUAGUCUUUCUUUUCACGUUCGGUUGUCGUAUCUACAGCCAAUACGCCGAUCGAUCAAUGAAAUCCUUAAAUAGUCCGUUUUCAGAGUCAGGACUGAGUGAAUCCUUAGCAGAGGAUAUGUGGAUAUGUGGUGUUCCCCAUGGACCACCGCCACCUUACGAAGUUGCCAUUCGUAUGCCAUGUUCUCCACCGGAUGCAAGUCCAGUUUGA
Molecule: messenger RNA, 342 nt
Organism: Haemonchus placei
Lineage: Eukaryota; Metazoa; Nematoda; Chromadorea; Rhabditida; Trichostrongylidae
Source: the annotation of a GenBank genome assembly